AUGAUAUUCAACACAACACGUCAGGUGCCCGUCUGGACAUUCACUGGCAACAUCCUUGCCACUACCUGGUUCGGUCUCUACUUUGCCGAGACCACCGGAUCAGUCAACCUCAACUACUUCCUCCCAUACCCAUACGGUAUAGGAUCUGGUCAAUUUGGCGCUGUUACACUCCAAGUCUCACAUUCCAAGGUAGUCUCCAAGUACCAGAACCCACUCACCUCGCUCACCACCACAGCCCUUGGCUUCUUCCAGACGACUUCGACUGUAACGGCCUUGUGA
This is a messenger RNA of Acytostelium subglobosum LB1, 279 nucleotides long. RefSeq lists its product as hypothetical. The coding region runs from base 1 to 279 and encodes 92 amino acids. The transcript has a single exon. Lineage: Eukaryota; Evosea; Eumycetozoa; Acytosteliales; Acytosteliaceae. The record is from RefSeq and is a predicted model, not a curated record.